CUCCCUCACAAAACUUUCCCGGCAAACGACUGCCCAGAAAGAUGAAACCCACCAGCAAAGUCUCGCCGCGUCAAACAUCACCGUCCGCUCUUCCAAUCCCGCCCAAAACAAACCCCGUUCCGUCUCCCUGAAGUACUCCCAUUUUAAAGUCAGUCUUCCGCCUUAGAGCUCGGAGGGUUUCCAGGUCCCUUCGAGGGUUACUAUUCCACCAUGGCUUCCCCCAACCAGGCUGCCGCGUUGGAGUUGGUCGAAGAGGGGCAGAACCUAGCGCGGGAUACCGUCGCUCCCGAGGCCGAGCAAACCCCAACUCCGGAGGAGCAGGGGAAUGGCCCGAGCCUCGAAGGAAAUGGCGAUUCCUCAAGCGGCGGAGGAGCUGGGUUUUCCGGCCCGGAAGAGGAGAGUUCCAAAUAUGCCCUAGCCCGCGCGGAUGAGUUUUUCGAGAAGGGAUCGAAGGCGAUAGAGGAUGGGGAUUUCGUUGAUGCCGUGGAUUGUCUGAGCCGCGCCCUAGAAAUCAGGGUUGCACAUUAUGGAGAACUUUCUCAGGAAUGUGCUAGCGCCUAUUAUAAAUAUGGAUGUGCACUAUUAUACAAGGCUCAAGAAGAAGCUGAUCCAUUGGGUAAUAUUCCUAAGAACACUCCAACAAACCUGGAGAAUGAUAAAACUAGUAGUAAUGUGGAAAAUAGUGGAAGCUCAAAGGCUUCUUCUACUGAUGCAAAAGAAGACAUUCCAUGUGGUGACAAUGAGGAAGCUGGUGAAGAUGGCAGUGACAAGGAUCAGGAAGAUGGUAAUGAGGAAAGUGAAGGAGAUGGUGAGGUUUUGGCAGAAGCAGAUGAAGAUGACUCUGAUUUAGAUCUGGCAUGGAAAAUGCUAGAUGUUGCUAGAGCAAUUGUUGAGAAGUGCCCAGAAGACUCUUUGGAGAAAGUAAAUAUUUUGGCUGCUCUAGGAGAGGUGUCCAUGGAAAGAGAGGAUAUUGAGACUUCCCUCAGUGACUAUCAGAAAGCUUUAUCCAUUCUGGAACGUCUGGUUGAGCCAGAUCAUCGACGAAUCGUUGAAUUAAAUUUUAGGAUAUGUUUGGUGUUGGAGAUCGGGUCAAAGAUUGAAGAGGCUAUUCCCUAUUGUGAAAAGGCUAUCUCCUUGUGCAAAUCCCGUACACAAAGACUCAAGGAAAAUGCAAUGGGGUCAACAGAUUCUGCAGCAGCCAAUGGGGACUCUAUGUCUGAUGCAGGUAAAAGUGGCAAUUGCGCUGGUGGAACCAGUUCCAGAUUGUCUAAUUUGAAGGAAGAGAUGGACUGUCUUGGUGGCAUCGUGACUGAGCUUGAAAAGAAGCUCAAAGACCUGCAGCAAAUCAAGUCAAAUCCAAGCCCUAUUGUGUCUGGAGUUAUGAAAGCAUUUGCUUCUAAGUCAUCAUCUGGUGAGAAUAACCUGCCAGAGAAUGCAUGCAGAUCUUUUUCUUUGAGCUCUUCACAAAUGGGAACUACUGGUGCUGGUUUUGAUUCACCAUCUAUUGCUACUGCUGCAACGAAUGGUGGUGUAACACAUCUGGGGGUUGUAGGGAGAGGCAUAAAGCGGGCAACUGUAAGCCCAGCUGGUGCAGAGCCAUCUCUGAAGAAGCCUAUGUUGGAUUCAUCUUCAGAGAAAGCUGAUAGCAGCCCUUCAGAGGCUAUCAAUUCCAUAGCCCAAGAUUCUUAAACUUCAUGAAAGAAAGUACUCAUAUGCUGCUCUUAUUUUUCAGCUUUUACUGUAUGACUUAAUGCUAGUGCAAUGUAUGACUUCUGUCGCUUGAUUGCUCUGAACUUGUAUUGUUCCAGUAGGAGGUUUGAUAUGCUGCUAUUCUGUUAGCUUGCUACUUGCUGAAUGUAGAUCUACUUUGUAUGGUUUCUUACUUAGAGCUUGCUUUUCUAGC
Molecule: messenger RNA, 1903 nt
Organism: Elaeis guineensis (African oil palm)
Lineage: Eukaryota; Viridiplantae; Streptophyta; Magnoliopsida; Arecales; Arecaceae
Biological process (GO): DNA replication-dependent chromatin assembly; CENP-A containing chromatin assembly
Cellular component (GO): nucleoplasm
Molecular function (GO): histone binding
Source: RefSeq, a predicted model, not a curated record